AUGUCAGGCCCAAACCUUCAUAACGCUCUCCUCCGUCCUCCGAUAAUCCAAAUACUACGCGCCCAAGGCUUCCACUCAACACGCCCCUCAGUCUUGGAAUCUAUCCAGGAUCUCACUGGACGGUAUCUGAUCAUUCUCGCCUCAUCAGCAGCUCAACAUGCCGCAAAUGCCCACCCAUACGACCCAGUCCCGGGUCUCGAAGAUAUUUAUCAAGCUCUGCUAGAUGCGGGAGCUAUACGACCACAAUUGCGCGAAUGGGAAGAGGAUUGGCAGGGUGAAGAAGAUAUGCGUGGUAUCGAUGCUUUCCUCGGCUGGAUCACUGGGCCUGUCCACCGUGAAAUUCGACGUGUUGCUGGAUUUCUGCCCAGCGAGGGUGACAUGGUGGACCCUGACGCCGUCGAAAAGGAGGAUUACUUGACUGCAUUAAAGAAGAAACACAGCAAGACUGGCGAGGAGUCCCGCUACGCUGGAACUGUCCUGGGAAAACAUGCCGAGGAACACCCUGUCAUCAUUGAGGGUGGUGCCCCCAGCAUUCAAGACUGGACUGCACAGGUUCGUGCUCGAGUUUCCGAGCCGCCAGAAAGUGACAGUUCAGGUGUGAGCAGUGCACCAAGUCAUCUCUCUGAGGACCAAGUUAUGGAGGGGUGA
Penicillium griseofulvum is the source of this 648-nucleotide messenger RNA. RefSeq names its product Bromodomain associated domain protein. The transcript has a single exon. Lineage: Eukaryota; Fungi; Ascomycota; Eurotiomycetes; Eurotiales; Aspergillaceae. Gene Ontology annotation, molecular function: protein heterodimerization activity. The record is from RefSeq and is a predicted model, not a curated record. The coding region runs from base 1 to 648 and encodes 215 amino acids.